GGGAGAUGGUGUGGCUAAUAAUCUUUAAUAAUGAUGCCAAUCCCAUCUUCUCUAAUCUGUUUCGUCUUUUCCAUCUUUGCUUCACUCCAAAGCCCCUACUCUAUUUUACUAAUAAAUAUACAGGAGAUCGGAGACAGAAAGAGAGAGAGAGGGAGAGGGAGAGGGAGACCCAAUGCAAAUGCAAAAUGCAAAACUCAGAAAACCGGUUUGGGUUUUGACGCCAAUGCUAAUGCCGAUGCCGAGGCACCACCAUUUCCACCACCGUCACCACGGCAGCAACUUCAUCGGGCUGCUGCUGCUGCUGCUCCUCCUCCUUGUUUCUCCAUUUUCUCGCUCUUCAGCGAAUAAUAUUGAAGUUCUGACGUUAGUUUCAUGGCUUCGAAGCUCUCCCUCUCCGCCACAUUCAUCUUUUUCGAACUGGAAUCCGUCGGAUUCCAACCCUUGUAACUGGACCCACAUCACUUGUUCUUCUCAGAAUGUCGUUACCCAGAUCGAUAUUCAAUCCAUUGAGCUGGACCGUCCCUUCCCUUCUCAUGUUUCGUCGCUCAAAUCCCUGCAGAGAUUCACCGUUUCCGGCUCUAAUCUCACCGGGAGCAUUCCACUCGACAUCGGAGACUGGGUUUCACUGACACUGAUAGAUGUCAGCUCGAAUAGUCUGGUUGGUAGUAUUCCGGUGACAAUCGGUCAGCUCAAGAAUCUGCAGCAUUUGAUACUAAACUCCAACCAACUAACCGGGAUGAUACCGCCGGAGCUCGGCCAUUGCAGCAGCCUGCGGAAUCUGCUUGUGUUUGAUAAUCAGCUCAGUGGGGAACUUCCGGCGAUGCUCGGAAAUCUAGUGAACUUGGAAGCUAUAAGAGCUGGAGGGAACAAAGAUAUCGCCGGAAAAAUUCCUGAUGAGCUCGGAAACUGCCAGAAUCUUCAGGUUCUUGGACUUGCUGACACAAAGAUUUCUGGGUCUAUCCCUGCUUCACUGGGUAAGCUAAGCAAGCUUCAAACUUUAUCAGUUUACACUACAAUGCUUUCAGGGGAAAUACCACCGGAUUUAGGCAACUGUACGGAGCUUGUGGACCUGUACUUGUACGAGAAUAGUCUCUCUGGUUCACUUCCACCGGAAUUAGGUAACCUUAAAAAGUUAGAAAAAUUGUUACUGUGGCAAAACAAUCUUGUCGGGCCCAUUCCUGAAUCUAUUGGAAACUGCGGAAGUUUAAGGGUGAUCGAUCUUUCUCUGAAUUCUGUCUCUGGAAGCAUACCGGCGUCUUUUGGGAACCUCUCGAAGCUUGAAGAGUUGAUGAUCAGUAACAACAACAUCUCCGGCUCAAUCCCGCCGGCUAUUUCCAAUGCCUCAGCGAUCAUCCAGUUACAGCUCGACACGAAUCAGAUAACGGGUACUAUUCCGCCGGAGCUGGCGAUGCUGACGGAGCUGGCCGUCUUCUUCGCUUGGCAGAACAAGCUCGAAGGAUGUAUUCCCUACGAAUUGGCCGGUUGCAGAAGCCUACAAGCCAUGGAUUUGUCCCACAAUUUGCUUACUGGAAGCAUACCCCCGGGCAUAUUUCAGCUUCAGAAUCUAACAAAGCUUCUGAUAAUUUCGAACGACAUCUCCGGCGCCAUCCCCCCGGAGAUUGGUAACUGUAGCUUUCUCGUUAGGCUUAGGCUGGUCGGUAAUAGAAUCAGUGGUCGGCUACCAAAAGAAAUUGGGCUUCUCACCAGCCUCAGUUUUCUUGACCUCUCUGAAAACGAUCUUGCCGGAUUUGUUCCGGAUGAGAUCGGAAAUUGCACUGAGCUUCAGAUGCUUAACCUGAGCAACAACUCUUUUGGUGGCAAUUUGCCUAGCUCGAUAUCUUUUAUCAGUAAGCUUCAGGUGCUGGAUGUCUCGGUUAACAAGUUUGAGGGUGAGAUUCCGGCGAGUUUUGGCCAUCUUGAUUCUCUUAAUAGGCUGAUUCUGAGUGGAAAUUCUCUUUCUGGACCCAUUCCAUCCUCGCUCGGGCGAUGUUCAAGUCUGCAGUUGCUUGAUCUUAGCAGUAAUGCAAUCUCCAGCGCCAUUCCGGCCGAACUUUUCAGAAUUGAAGGCCUUGAUAUUGCUCUGAAUUUGAGUUGGAAUGCUAUAACAGGGGUGAUUCCGCCCCAAAUUUCUGCUCUCAACAAGCUCUCCACAUUGGACUUGUCUCACAACCAGCUUGGAGGCGAUCUGAUGGCGCUUUCUGGGCUCGAAAACCUCGUUUCUCUGAACAUAUCCUAUAAUAACUUCACCGGUUAUCUUCCUGAUGGUAAGCUUUUCCGGCAGUUGUCAGCGACAGAGUUAGCCGGCAACCAAGGACUUUGCCCUACGGGCCAUAAUUCAUGUUUCUUGAGCAAUGCCGGGGGGCUGGCAAUGCCAAAGAGCAGUAGUUCAUGGCGCUCGAAGAGGCUUAAGUUGGCCAUUGCACUACUUUCUGUUCUGACUGUGACACUGGCUAUUCUCGGCGUAUUCGCCGUUUUCGGAGUUCGAAAGAUGAAUGGGGACGAUGAUGAUUCUGAAAUGGGGGGAGGGGGAUCAUUGCCUUGGCAGUUUACUCCAUUCCAGAAGCUCAACUUCUCUGUUGAGCAGGUUUUAAGGUGCCUGGUGGAAGGUAAUGUAAUAGGAAAGGGCUGCUCGGGGAUCGUUUAUCGAGCAGACUUGGACAACGGAGAAGUCAUUGCCGUGAAGAAGCUAUGGCCGACGACAAUGGCUUGUCGAUACAAUUCUGGGAACCAUCAGUUUGGGAUCAAUGGAGUUCGCGAUUCUUUCUCAACCGAGGUGAAGACCCUUGGUUCGAUCCGGCACAAGAACAUAGUGAGGUUCUUGGGAUGCUGCUGGAAUCAAAAUACGAGAUUGCUGAUGUAUGAUUACAUGCCUAAUGGGAGCUUAGGCAGCCUGCUCCAUGAAAGAAGCGGCAGCUGCUUGGAAUGGGACUUGAGGUACCGAAUUAUACUGGGGGCUGCUCAAGGCCUCGCUUAUUUACACCAUGACUGUGUUCCUCCCAUUGUCCACAGGGACAUCAAGGCCAACAACAUUCUCAUUGGCCUUGAUUUCGAGCCCUACAUUGCUGAUUUCGGCCUUGCCAAGCUCGUUGACAAUCGCGAUUUCGCUCGAUCCUCCAACACUUUGGCCGGAUCCUACGGCUACAUUGCUCCAGAGUAUGGAUACAUGCUGAAGAUCACAGAGAAGAGCGACGUGUACAGCUAUGGCGUUGUGGUGCUAGAAGUGUUAACUGGGAAGCAGCCAAUUGAUCCAACAAUACCAGAUGGGCUGCACAUUGUGGACUGGGUACUGAGGCAGAAGAAGGGUGGAGUCGAGGUCCUGGACUCGAGCUUACGAGUUCGGCCCGAAUCCGAAACCCAGGAGAUGAUGCAGUGCCUGGGGGUGGCUCUGCUCUGCGUGAAUCCCUCGCCGGAUGACAGGCCUACCAUGAAGGAUGUGGCGGCAAUGCUCGAGGAGACAAGGCAGGGGAUAGAGGAGUUUGCAAAAGUUGACAUUCUUGUUAAAGGAAAUGAAGGUGACGAUCAUGGCAAGAUUUGUGGUGGAAAUAGUGUCGGCCCAUCAACUAAACUGGAGAGCUUGUACCCAACAAGCAAUAACACAAGCUUUUCUGCUUCUUCCCUGCUCUAUUCUUCCUCCUCCCACGCCAAAGUUGCCUUACAAUAGAGCUUUAUCGUAUAUUUAUUAGUUGAUUCACUAGUGAAAUAGACAUUUUAGGUUUGGCUUUGAGCAAAUACAUCAAAUAUAUUUGGCAUUUCUAGAUAUGAAUAAUUAGUAAUGUAAUGGAAUGGAAAAUCAAA
Diospyros lotus (date-plum) is the source of this 3795-nucleotide messenger RNA. RefSeq names its product LRR receptor-like serine/threonine-protein kinase RGI2. Gene Ontology annotation, biological process: protein phosphorylation. Gene Ontology annotation, molecular function: receptor serine/threonine kinase binding; protein kinase activity; ATP binding. The transcript is spliced from 3 exons. The record is from RefSeq and is a predicted model, not a curated record. Lineage: Eukaryota; Viridiplantae; Streptophyta; Magnoliopsida; Ericales; Ebenaceae. The coding region runs from base 173 to 3661 and encodes 1162 amino acids.